AUGGUCCCAGUCCCCAGGACGAGAAGCCUUCGACGCUCAAGUUUGACGACGCUGCCAGGCUUUGCAUUCAUGUGGUCAAGGCUUGUGAAGAAUCUGCGCGCUUUGACUACGAUGUAUCUGACACAUGAUGGCAAUGGGGCGAAUGAGACCUACAUCAGUUGCAAUAACUUGGUAUGCUUUGUCGGUAAGGUAAGGGACCACGACUACUGCUUUGGUCGAAACCAAGGAAGGAAUUCUAGGGGGGCGUGAAAGGAUCCUGAGACAUCAGUAUACAGCUCAAGAUCCACUGGGAGGUUCAGCAAUGUUGGUCGAAAGAGAGAUACUUGCUAGUUGUUGGUUGGUCUUUGAACCUCUAGUGUUGGGUAUGAGGCUGUCGGGACAUUGGUGCGCGAUGCUAAAACUGCAAGCUUCCGAUCUCGUUAUCAGUCCUUCCUUGCAUUGGCCGUAUCACAGAGGUGCUACGACUUCUACAAGGAAGGGCUGAUUCGAGAUCAGAUGCAUGUGUUUCCGCAGCAUUGGUUGUUACUACGUUCAGAUCUUGUCGAGAACUCUGGAAACCACAAUUGGGACACGUCUCUCUACAACAGGCUAA
Messenger RNA from Klebsormidium nitens, 592 nucleotides. The record is from the annotation of a GenBank genome assembly. Lineage: Eukaryota; Viridiplantae; Streptophyta; Klebsormidiophyceae; Klebsormidiales; Klebsormidiaceae.